CAAAACUCACACUCUCUCUUUAAUUUGAGCCCUUUUUCCAUUUUUGUCAGAGAGAAAACAUGGAGAAUAAUGUGGGAAGCCAAACAAAUUACAUAAAAGAUGAGGUGGAAGCUCCUACAAAUAUCACAAUCAAAGGGAUUCUUGGCUUGUUAAUAGGCAGUAUCAGUGAAAAUGAAGGUGAAGGGAAUAAGAGGGAAGUGAUUUCACUAGGAAUAGGAGAUCCAACUGCUCAUUCUUGCUUUCAUACAACUGCUGCUGCUAAAGAAGCUGUUGUUGAGAGCCUUCUUCUUGACAAAUUCAAUGGCUAUUCUCCCACUGUUGGUCUUCCCACUGCUAGAAAGGCAAUUGCAAGUUACUUGUCGAGCGAUCUUGCGUAUGAUUUAUCACCAGAAGAUGUGUAUGUAACAGCUGGUUGCACACAAGCUAUAGAAAUUGCAGUAUCAAUACUUUCACGACAUAAUUCUAAUAUUUUACUUCCAAGGCCUGGUUUCCCAAUUUAUGCACUUUGUGCUGCUUUUAGAAAUGUUGAAGUUAGGUACUAUGAUCUUGUUCCUGAGAAAAGUUGGCAAGUUAAUUUGAAGGCCAUUGAAGAUUUAGCUGACCAAAAUACAAUUGGCAUUGUUGUUAUAAAUCCUGGAAAUCCUUGUGGAAAUGUCUACUCGUACGAGCAUUUGGAGAAGAUAGCAGAAACAGCAAAGAGACUUAAAACUGUGAUAAUAGCAGAUGAAGUGUACGGACAUCUUGCUUUUGGAGAAGCCCCUUUUAUAUCAAUGGGAGUAUUUAGUUCAAUAGCACCAGUGCUUACUCUUGGUUCUUUAUCUAAAAGAUGGUUAAUUCCUGGUUGGCGACUUGGUUGGUUUGUCAUUAACGAUCCUAAUUGCAUCUUUAAAAGCCCUAAGAUUAUUGAACGUAUUAAGAAGUAUUGCGACAUAUGUGGAGGCCCUGCAACUUUCAUACAGGCAGCAGUUCCCACCAUUAUUGAAAACACCAAAGAGAGUUUCUUCAGGAAUACCCUCAAAAUGCUUAAGAAAAAUUCAGAUAUCUGUUAUGAGAAAAUACUGGAGAUUCCAUGCAUCAAUUGCCCUUAUAAAUCGCAAGGCUCAAUGGUAGUUAUGGUGAAGCUCAAUGCAGCCCUCCUCCAAGAUAUAAGUGACGAUAUUGACUUCUGCUUUAAGCUUGCCAAGGAGGAAUCUGUCAUUUUACUGCCUGGAACUGCUGUGGGGCUGAAGAAUUGGCUCCGAAUCACAUUUGCAGUUGAAUCAUCUUUUCUGGAAGAAGGAUUAAGGAGGCUGAAAUCUUUUUGCCUCAGGCAUUCCAAGCUCAAAAUAAUGAAUUAAUUAAUUGAUGCUUUUUCUUUACAAAGCAUAAUUAAUUAAAUUUCCUUUUCUUUACAGUACUGUUUCAUAUUUAUUGUUGUAACGGCUCAAUAUCGUCGCCCUCUUGCUUUGUAAUUCUUCAUUCAAAUAAUCAACUUAGAGUAAAAAUAAUAGUGCCGAAAG
Messenger RNA from Nicotiana attenuata, 1499 nucleotides. Its product is annotated as probable aminotransferase TAT2. Gene Ontology annotation, biological process: biosynthetic process; amino acid metabolic process. The coding region runs from base 60 to 1337 and encodes 425 amino acids. The transcript has 7 exons. Gene Ontology annotation, molecular function: pyridoxal phosphate binding; transaminase activity. NCBI's taxonomy places the organism in Eukaryota, Viridiplantae, Streptophyta, Magnoliopsida, Solanales, Solanaceae. The record is from RefSeq and is a predicted model, not a curated record.